Messenger RNA from Saxophila tyrrhenica, 648 nucleotides. RefSeq lists its product as uncharacterized. The record is from RefSeq and is a predicted model, not a curated record. The transcript is spliced from 3 exons. Gene Ontology annotation, cellular component: membrane. Gene Ontology annotation, biological process: transmembrane transport. Gene Ontology annotation, molecular function: transmembrane transporter activity. NCBI's taxonomy places the organism in Eukaryota, Fungi, Ascomycota, Dothideomycetes, Mycosphaerellales, Extremaceae. Bases 1 to 648 code for a protein of 215 amino acids.
AUGGCAGACGUCGAGAAGUCGCAUCAUGCCGUGGGACUCGAGCGCACGCUCUCAAAGAACUCCGAUUCUCACCUCAGCGAUCAGUCACGAAUCGAUGUCUUCACGCCAGAAGAGCAGAAGAAGAUCAUUCGCAGGAUCGACAUUCGACUUGUCCUGACAUGCGGCUUCAUGUACUGCGUGUCCUUGAUGGACAGGACGAAUCUGGGCAUCGCCAGCGUCGGUGGCAUGGGUGUCGAUCUGCACACCAACCAAGGCUUCCGCUACAGCACAAUCACCCUCGUCUUUUUCAUCACCUACGUUCUCCUCCAGCCCCCGGCGACCGUUGUACUUCGCAAACUCGGCCCCCGCGUCUUUCUACCAACCAUUACAGUCCUGUGGGGUGCCACGGCGAUGUGCUUCGGUUUCCUUCGGACCUGGGAGCAGAUGAUUCCUCUGCGCCUGAUCUUGGGUAUCUUUGAGGCGGGUUUCUUCCCAGGAUGUGCAUACCUUCUUUCAUGCUGGUACCCACGGUUCGAACUUCAGAAGCGCAACGCGGUGUUCUACCUCAUCGGAUCGAUGGCCUCUGCGUUCUCCGGUAUUCUUGCCUAUGGGUAUGAAAUUGAUGAACGGAACCAUAGUGCAUCUGGGACAAUCGCUAAUCCGUUUUGA